This is a messenger RNA of Daktulosphaira vitifoliae (grape phylloxera), 3280 nucleotides long. Its product is annotated as venom metalloproteinase 3. Lineage: Eukaryota; Metazoa; Arthropoda; Insecta; Hemiptera; Phylloxeridae. Gene Ontology annotation, molecular function: metalloendopeptidase activity. Bases 577 to 2808 code for a protein of 743 amino acids. Gene Ontology annotation, biological process: proteolysis. The record is from RefSeq and is a predicted model, not a curated record. The transcript has 17 exons.
AUCGACGAGCGCAACGCUGGGCCAGAGUAUCAGUAGUAAUCGUGAGUUACGUGUGACGAGUAGUAGUAACUACUAUAUAACAGUCGCAGUAGUAUAGUAGAAGUAGUAACGACAUUAUACAAAACACUUACACACACACACGCCAGAAUUACUUAUUAUCCGUUGGCUGUGGCCACAGUUCGGAUAGUCGUCGAGUGGUCUUAAGCCAGUGAAAGUGGUCGUCACACUCGCCGGUUCGUGCCGCCACCAAUUGCUGUUGCAAAUUAAUUUUAUUAGAAUACAAAUACUUAAGAAAAUAAUCUGCGUCAAUUUUUAUUUAUAUACGUUAGUUUUAAUUUUUUUUUUUUUUUGUUAAAUACCUAAUAAUUUUAAAUCAAUCUGUGAUUUUUGUGCUGGUCUCAACUUUUCUACAAACGCGCCGGAUAUCAAACCAGUAUCGUCGUAACGGAUACUUGUCAAUCGUGUUUACCAUUGAACAUUCCAAACGUCGAAUGAUCGAAAAAGCUAAGAACAUUUUACAUCUUUGCUGACCACCUUCGUUGUGCACCUCAAAUCAUUGUCGUGAGCAAAUACACCAUGACGUUCAUAUCGACAUUGAGUUUGAUAAGCAUAACGGCGUUCGUGUCGCAAGUCUUCGCCAAUACGUUACAUGAGCACAUGCAUACUGACGACUUGAGAAGUUUAUUUCAUGUGGAACACCAUUCAGAAGUUCCUCAUUAUGAAAUUAUUAGUCCUCAUUCUAUCGUUCGAAGGGACACUACCAACACGCACAGAGUAAGGCUGAAGGCAUUUGGAGAACACCACGAAUUAGAAUUAGAACCCUCCGACAAUUUAGUAGCCGGUGACAAGCUGCGAGCAUGGACUGCUCAUCACAAUUCAACAACAGAUACUAUUCAUUAUACAGAACUACCUGAUGAACACAUUGGCGUACCAUAUCAGGACGUGGACAAACGAGCUGCCUUAAUCUUACAUAACGACCACAAUGAUGGGACAAUUCUUAUGGAAGGAACUAUUGGUGAACAUUUAGUUGUAAAACCAAUCCCUUCACUGUACAGAAAACACGUACAGUCUGUUCCAGACGACGAAAUUUUUAUGGACCAAGAAAUUGAUAAUGGCGAUAAUGAAGUGUCCAAGCAAGGUUUUCCUUUAAAACCUCAAAAAUUUGUACAUCACAAACAUAUUGUGUAUAGAAGAAACCCAGAUUCUGAUACAAAUUCUGGAGAUUAUGCUCUGAUGGAACCAGACUCAUUGCCAAGAACUAGACGAAAAAGAUCUAUAACAAAGAGGGAAGCACCUUACGCCAUUUAUCCAGAAAUUAUGGUGAUCGUAGACUAUGAUGGAUACAGGUUACACGGUGGAGAUAAUGUACAAAUAAAGAGAUAUUUUGUUUCUUUCUGGAAUGGUGUGGAUCUUAGGUAUAGACUGCUUAAAGGACCAAAAAUUCGUAUUAGUAUAGCUGGAAUUAUAAUAUCAAGGGCAAGAGAUGCUACCCCAUACUUAGAAAGAAAUAGAGUGGGCAGGGAUGCAAUUGAUUCAGCUGCAGCUUUAACUGAUAUGGGAAAAUAUUUAUUUAAAGAAAGGAGACUACCUGUAUAUGACAUUGCUGUAGCAGUUACAAAAUUAGACAUGUGCAGGAGACAAUACCCACAUGAUACAUGCAACAGGGGUACCGCAGGAUUUGCAUAUGUUGGUGGAGCAUGCGUUGUAAAUAAGCGUCUCGAAAAAGUUAACAGCGUUGCUAUUAUAGAAGAUACUGGUGGAUUUUCUGGUAUCAUUGUAGCCGCUCAUGAAGUGGGCCAUUUACUUGGUGCUGUACAUGAUGGAUCACCCCCUCCAACGUAUCUAGGAGGUCCAGGUGCUGAAAAAUGUCGCUGGGAAGACGGUUACAUUAUGAGUGACUUGAGACACACAGAAAAAGGAUUUAGGUGGUCGCCUUGUAGCGUGUCCUCAUUUCACCAUUUCUUAAAUGGUGAUACAGCUACUUGUUUGUUUAACUCUCCUCACGAAGACGAGUCUUUACCAAGAAUGUUACCUGGAAAACUAUUGACGUUGGACGCUCAAUGUAGAAAAGAUCGAGGAACUAGUGCUUGUUUUAAAGAUGAUCGAGUGUGUGCCCAACUUUUUUGUUUUGAUGCUGGAUCAGGUUACUGUGUAGCCUACAGACCAGCUGCUGAAGGUUCUCCUUGCGGAGACGGACAAUACUGUACAAACGGAAAAUGCAUUACGGAACACGAAAAUAUCAUACCUGAUUUUUCACAAAACACUCCAUCAUAUAUUCGAAGAAUAGGAGACUUUCAAGAAGGAGAAGCUACUCAGACGUGGCCACAAUAUGUGGCUCCUAAUAUAUCAACUCAAAGGUCAGUGUGGAAUGAUUUUUGGAAGACAACUCCAAAAACAAUUCAAAACUAUCAAAAUAAUUACUUACACUUUCAAACAUAUACACCUAAUUUUUAUCAUAUACAAACGACAACUACUAAACCUUAUGAUACACAACUAACAAACAGACAACUUUACAAUCAAAAACAAAAUAACAAUGAAGACCCUUUAGCUUUGUUACUUAAAAACAAAUAUCAUCAUUUUGGACCACAAGAAUUGAAAUUCAACAAUCAACCUCAAUUUCCUAAUAACCUACAUGCUGAUGAGUGCAUCGAUAAAGCUGGUGCCAUGGACACAUGGGGUGCUAUAUCAUGCUAUGACUAUCUCACAAAAAAUGGUUUAGAGUAUUGUUCAAAUCAAUAUAUCCAGAAAAACUGUUGUGCUGCAGUCAAAUACAUAUGUAAUAAUGCACAAUAUGUGCAUAAUGGCUGACCAAUAAUAAGAAUUAUUCAUCAUAUAAAUAAUAAGUUUUAAAUAAUCUCUGUGAGAUUAGAUGAUUAUGAUUAUUAUUAUUAUUAAUGUAAAAUAAACUAAAAAUAUAAAUUGAAAAUCAGUUUUGUCGUACAUUAACUGAUUUUUUUAUCAAUUAAUCAUUCAUUAGAAGUUUGAUAUAAUCUUCAUUAUGUAUAUUUUUAUUUAUUAGAAUAUAAUUGUAAAAAUUGUUUUUACAAUUAAAUUAGAAUACAUUUAUUAAAAAGUAAAAUUUGAAACCAGUACAUAAUACAAUUUAUGUAAGUAUUUUUAUUGUGAUAAAAACCAUUAUAGAUAGUCAAUUUAAUAUAUUUUGCUGAUUUCGAAAACUCAAGUUAUAUAUACCAAUUGACAAUGUAGCAAAACUUAUUGUAAUUAUGUGAUUAAAGCAAAUUUUGUAAUUUAUUUAUAGUUUAUAAAUAAUAAUACAAAC